AUGGAACCCUCCAAUCAGGAGCCCACAUCUUUCACCAUCGAUAAAGGUUUGUACGGUUACAAGGUAAUGCCAUUUGGCCUAAAGAACGCCGGGGCCACGUACAAGAGACUGGUUGACGCCAUGUUCACAGAUAAUAUUGGUAAGAUCAUGGAGGUAUAUGUGGACGACAUGCUAGUCAAAAACGUCACCAUUGAAGAUCAGAUUAAGAAUCUGGGCAUCGUUUUCGACAUCUUACUCCAAUACGGUAUGCGACUCAACCUAGACAAUUGCGUGUUUAGCGUACUGGGAGGUAAAUUCUUGGGCUUUGUGGUCAGCAAGAGGGGCAUCGAGGCCAACCCCGAGAAGGUGCAAGCAAUUCUCGAUAUGGCACCACCAAAAACUAGGAAUGAGGUCCAAUCCCUCACUGGGAAGGUUGUCGCUCCCGCCCAAUUCAUAUCGCGCUUAACUGACAAGUGUGCCCCAUUCUUCAAGCUCCUCAAAACUCACCAUGGACCCGAGCAUGACAAGGCUUUUCAGGGCCUCCGAGACUAUCUGGCGUCAGUACCCACUCUUUCCAAACCUAUCCCAGGAGAGGUCCUGUACAUCUACCUCACCGUAUCAGUCACCGCAAUCAGCGCUGCCCUGGUCAGACGAGAGGACAACAAUGAACUGCCAAUCUAUUACACCGACAAGGGGUUUAAUGAUGCCGAAUCCAGGUACUCCGAUAUCGAAAAAUUCACCCUCGCACUCCUCAUAGCCGCCCGGCGAUUACGGCAGUAUUUCCAAGCACAUACCAUACAUGUUUUGACUAACCAGACUUUGAAACAAGUCCUCCAGAAAUCGGAAUCUUUAGGAAGGCUGGUAAAAUGGUCCAUCGAACUCGGCGAGUUUGAUAUUCAUUACACGCCGCGUACGGCCAUCAAAGGGCAAGCCGCUACCGAUUUCAUCGCUGAGUUCAUACGCCGAGAAGAUGCCGCAUCCUUGGACGAGACUGUCUCGGAAAACCAUACCACUCCCACGUGGACUCUUCACGUCGACAGAUCCUCCAACAGUAAGCAGAGUGGUGCUGGGGUAGUCUUAACUGAUCCAGAAGGGAACACAUAUGAGUAUGCGCUACAAUUCAAGUUCAAAGCCUCAAACAACGCAGCCGAGUGUGAAGCGCUGAUCGUCGGCAUCCAGUUGGCCAAGGAGUUAGGAGUCAUGAAAUUGGCAAUUUUUAGUGAUUCCCAACUCGUCGUCAACCAAGUCGACGACCAUUUCCAAGCCAAAGAGUCACAUCUAUCCCACUACCAAUCCCGCGCCAAGGCUUUACUCCAGCGAUGUCUCGCCAACCAUAUAAUCGCCCUGAUCCCCUGGGCACAGAACAGCAAGGCAGACGCUGUCGCCAGGUUGGCAACAUCGCCCCCAAACACCGAUAUGGGAGACUUCAAGCCGAGUAUAGAUAAGCCAUUCUCGGAGAUAUUCUUGACCGAGAGCGAGCGUACACCUUCAUGGAUGGACCCAUUUAUCGAUUACCUCUCUAAGGGCAUCGAGCCCCAAGACAAGACUAUCGCCACCAGGCUCCGUAGAAGAGCAACACUGUACACGGUUCGAGAGGUCAAACUAUAUAAGAAGGGCAGGUCCUUCCCCCUGCUAAAGUGCAUCUCCCUCGAAGAGGGACAGCGAGUCUUACUAUCGCUGCAUAGUAGAGUUUGCGGCAAUCACACAGUGGACUACAACACCAAGUGGGUCGAAGAUGAGGCUUUAGCAACGAUCAUAGUUGCCAAGGUCAUUAACUUUCUGUGGAAGAACAUAUACUGCCGAUUUAGAAUCCCCGAGAUAACCAUCAUCGAUACCCAGUUCGAUAACUAUACGCUCAGGGAAUUAGUUGGCCAGUACGGCACGCAGAUUCGAUAUGCCUCCCCCGAACACCCACAGACAAAUGGCCAAGUUGAGGCUGUCAAUAAAAUAAUCAAGCAAAACUUGAAGAGGCGGCUCGACGAUGCUAAGGGCUUAUGGGUAGAAAAACUCCCCAAGGUGUUAUGGGUGAUCAAAACGACCCCAACCAAGGCCAAUGGUGAUUCCCCUUUCUGCUUGUCAUUCAGAUUCGAGGCCGUGAUCCCUGUCGAGCAGGAGGUUCACAGUGAGAGGGUCGCAUGCUUCGACCCACUCACCAACUUGGAAGGGUUGAACCUCGAUUCCGACCUCUUGGAAGAACACCACGAGCGAGCCCAUCUCUAG
Molecule: messenger RNA, 2199 nt
Organism: Rosa chinensis
Lineage: Eukaryota; Viridiplantae; Streptophyta; Magnoliopsida; Rosales; Rosaceae
Exons: 3
Coding region: 1-2199 (732 amino acids)
Biological process (GO): DNA integration
Molecular function (GO): RNA-DNA hybrid ribonuclease activity; nucleic acid binding
Source: RefSeq, a predicted model, not a curated record